Molecule: messenger RNA, 2154 nt
Organism: Microdochium trichocladiopsis
Lineage: Eukaryota; Fungi; Ascomycota; Sordariomycetes; Xylariales; Microdochiaceae
Exons: 4
Coding region: 1-2154 (717 amino acids)
Molecular function (GO): carboxypeptidase activity
Source: RefSeq, a predicted model, not a curated record
AUGCUUGCCGAGUAUCUGGUAACCAUCGCAACCCUGGUUGCCGGUGCCUCCGCAUGCCAGCGCGAUUUCAACGUGGCUGCGAGGCACACCCACCGCCAAGCACUCUCGAAGCGCAACGAUGAGUGGCCACCAGUACUUGAUGACCAGGAGACACUCCUCGUCAACGCGUUUGACAAUGUCACGAUCGAUGAGUGGUCGCACUAUUACGGAUACCAGAACAAGCUCGCCGGGUACGGGAGGGAAGCUGCGCAGUGGACAGCAGACCGAUGGAGCGAGAACGGCGUCGAUGCUCACCUCAGCGAGUAUCAUGUCUAUUUUCGGUAUCCCGUGAGUGCCUCGUUGAGUUUCACGGGGGCUGACGGGCAGCAACAAGAGGUCAAUCUAAAGGAGCCGGUCCUUGAGGAUGACGAGGCCACGGGCUUUGACGUCAUUUCCCAGCAGACGUUCUUGGGAUACUCACCGUCAGGCAAUGCCGAGGCCGAGUACAUUUAUGCCGGUCGCGGCUCAAUCGAUGACUUCGAGAGACUUGUCGAGCUCGGUGUUAGUUUCGAGGGCAAGAUCGCGCUCAUCAAGUAUGGUGGCUUGUUCCGCGGGCUAAAGGUCAAGAACGCCCAAGACCACGGCGCAAUUGCUGCUGUUUUGUUCAGCGACCCUGGAGACGAUGGCAACAUGACGGUAGCCAACGGCUACGAAGCCUACCCAGAUGGGCCUGCCAGAAGUCCUCACUCCGUCCAGAAGGGCUCGACCUUGUUCCUUUCCACGUCUCCUGGCGACCCAACUACUCCUGGAUAUCCGUCCCACAAGGAUGCCCCUCGGGCCGAUACUUCGGAAGUGAUUGCCAAGAUCCCGUCCAUUCCAAUCUCAUAUGCGGCCGCCGAACCUCUGCUGAAAGCCCUGGACGGCCACGGCCUGUCUGCCCAGCAGGUCAAUCGCACCAGGUGGGUUGGCGGACUCGACGCCGAAUACAGCUCUGGCCCUGCCCCGAACGUCAAGCUCGCGCUGGAUGUGGUUUCGCGAGAGGAGAUCCGACCCAUCCACAACGUCAUUGGCCAUAUCAACGGAACGAAUCCUGACGAGACAAUUGUGAUUGGCAACCACCGCGACACUUGGAUGGUGCAGGGCGGCAAUGGCGAUCCAAACUCGGGCUCUGCCGUUCUGGUCGAGUUCACCCGUGCCAUCAACAAGCUCCGCGCGUCAGGAUGGCAGCCCAAGCGGAAUAUCGUUCUCGCAUCGUGGGAUGCCGAGGAAUGGGGUCUCAUCGGAUCGACGGAGUGGGUUGAGGAGCACGUCGACUGGCUUACAGACACGGCGGUGGCAUACCUCAACAUUGACGUGGCCGUCUCGGGACCCCGACCCAACCUCGCCACGACACCCGAGCUCCACACUCUAGCCACCAACAUGAUGAAGAAGGUGGUCCACCCCAACUUCGGUGGAUACAACAGGUCACUUUACGAUGCCUGGCACGACGUCUCCGGCGGUGUCGUGGAUGUGCUCGGGUCAGGAUCCGACUACACGCCUUUCCUUCAUCGAGGCAUCAGCUCCUUCGACGUGGGCAGUUCGGGGGGCGCCAACGACCCGGUCUGGCACUACCACUCCAACUACGACACGUACCACUGGAUGGCGACGCUCGGCGAUCCUGGCUUCAGCCUCCAUGCUUCACAGGGUCAGUAUCUUGCCCUCGUGGCCUACCACCUGGCCAGCGACGACAUCCUCCCCAUCGACACGCAGAACUAUGCCGCCGAGCUUCGUGCGUACUACGAAGACCUUGCCGAGUUCGCCUCGGAGGAGGGCGCCGACUUGGAUCUCUCCGAGCUUGACCAGGCCAUCAACCAGUUCAAGGAUAGUGCCGACCAGGUCAAGGCACUCGAGACGCUGGCUAUCGAGCGCGACGACGAAGCUCUCAAGACGGUGGUCAACCACAAGUACCGCGACUUCCAGCGUGGGUUCAUCUCUCAGGGAGGCCUUCCCAACCGCGAGUUCUACAAGCACGUUGUGACUGCACCAGGCCUGGAUACCGGAUAUGCCGCGGUCACGUUCCCGGGCAUCACCGAGGGCGUGCAGUAUGCAGAGAAUGGGGACUUUGCGGUUGCGCAGGAAUGGGUGAGCAAGACGGCACGUGGCAUUGCUGUUGCUGCUGGUAUCCUGAAGACGUGA